Parnassius apollo (apollo) is the source of this 627-nucleotide messenger RNA. The record is from the annotation of a GenBank genome assembly. Lineage: Eukaryota; Metazoa; Arthropoda; Insecta; Lepidoptera; Papilionidae.
AUGAUUCCACCUUGUGUGCCGUGGUUUUGGUACAGAUUAACCAUGACCAGAUAUAAACAACCAAAAAAGUUGGAGAAUUUGGCUUUAAUGAGGCUCGGUGAUUGGAUAGCAGGUCAAGCGGAAAGACAAAUGGAGUCUGCAGCAAAGCUCGCUCAUGAAAGUAUUAGUAAUGCGCAAGUUGUUCUAGCGCAGAACAUCGAUGUUAUUCGCUUUUAUUUAGAUAUCAACGUUCCAUGGAUGGUCUACGACUCAUUAGCAGUUGAAACAAUUAGAGCGUUAUCUGACUUAUUAGAAAAAACUAAAAACUCAUUGGGGUUUGGAGGUUCUAUGGGGGGAUGGAAAACUGCAGAUAUGGAAGGAGCUGUACAAUUUACUGAUGAUUUUAUGUUUCAAAUAUUAGACAAAAAUCCACUUAUACACUUAAGGGAAUUACGUAUUUUGCAAUCAGAUUUCAUGACUGUGACUUCUGUGGAAAGAAUAUUACAAAGUUGUAUGAAUUUAGAAAUAUUAGUAGAGCUAGAAAGUUGGGCUCUAUUAACGGAUAGUGACCGCGAGUUUAUAAGGAAUUUUAUUAAAAUUAACAAUUUUAAUGUCGAUACUAGCCCUAUAAGAAGAUACGAUGCAUGA